Drosophila eugracilis is the source of this 1725-nucleotide messenger RNA. It is a transcript of the gene DIP-iota, whose product is annotated as neurotrimin. NCBI's taxonomy places the organism in Eukaryota, Metazoa, Arthropoda, Insecta, Diptera, Drosophilidae. The transcript is spliced from 6 exons. Bases 224 to 1354 code for a protein of 376 amino acids. The record is from RefSeq and is a predicted model, not a curated record. Gene Ontology annotation, cellular component: neuron projection.
ACUCGCAGUUCGCGGCCAGUUGUAAGAGUGUGCGGACGUCUGUCCAAGGCAAUCGCAAUCGCCGGAAAACUUCAUCCAAAGACCGGAAAAAAUAAAUUUGCGCUAGUGCAGCGGAAGUUAAACUUGGGCUAUUUGGCCACACAAGUGAAAGUGGCAAAAUAAAAAAUAAGUGGAAAACAAUAUUUUAAAACUUUCGUCCUUUGGUUGCGGUUGAACUUUGAAUAUGAGAAGGCGAUUUCCUGGCAUUUGGCUGCUCCUCAUGCAGUGUCUGUACUUAAGCAGGGCCAGCUUCUCGGAGUUAAAUAAUUCGGAUCCCAAGUUCAGCGGACCCAUCAACAAUUCAACAGUUCCCGUGGGACGGGAUGCCCUGCUCACGUGUGUUGUCCACGACCUAGUUAGCUUCAAAGUGGCCUGGUUACGAGUGGACACGCAGACUAUUCUGAGCAUCCAGAACCACGUCAUCACCAAGAACCAUCGUAUCGCCAUCUCCCACACGGAGCAUCGCAUUUGGCAGUUGAAAAUACGCGAUGUCCAGGAGUCGGAUCGCGGCUGGUACAUGUGCCAAAUUAACACAGAUCCCAUGAAAAGUCAAAUGGGCUACUUGGACGUCGUGGUGCCACCAGACAUCGUGGACUACCAAACCAGUCAGGAUGUGGUUCGUUCCUCGGGACAGAACGUAACCCUCACUUGCAGUGCAACUGGAGUUCCCUUGCCUACCAUCACCUGGCGUCGCGAGGAUUCGAUUCCCCUCCUGCUCUCAGACGAUGGCGACCUGGAGGUGUACAGCGUGGAAGGUCAGAAUCUCACCCUGUGGCAGGUUCAGCGGUCCCAAAUGGGCGCCUACCUCUGCAUCGCCUCCAACGGUGUGCCGCCCACAGUGAGCAAACGCGUCAUGCUGGUGGUGAACUUUGCUCCCACUAUAUGGACACGAUACGAUACCAUUUACGUGGGCCUGGGCCAGAAGCUGACGCUAGAGUGCAUAACAGAGGCGCAGCCGGCAUCGGUAAACUUCUGGCUUAGGGACUCCCAACUGCUGCCAGGAGGUUCAUAUGAGUCAGUCACAGUGGAUCAUGUCCACCGGAUCGUGAUGCGGAUCACCCUGCGUCCAAUAACGAAGCGAGACUUUGGAGAGUAUAAAUGCAGGGCAAAGAAUGCGAUGGGUCAAACAGAUCGGAUUAUAACAGUGCAUCAUAAAGCUAAGAAGCAUGGACAGCACUCGCAUCAAACUUCCUCCCGCGAAAGUCAGUUCAUUGUCAUCGAAGAAUACAUAGCAAGCGUGUCUGAUAAGAGCUGCAGUUCCCGCCCCGUUUGGAUUAUAUUUCUGUUUCUUGUCAAUAAAGUUUCAGUUUUGUGAGCAAUCAAACUAUGGGUGCUUUGUCUUUUAGCCACGUCAGAAGCGUGACUGCCUCUUUAUAUUGCCUAAUUCACAAUGUUAUAUUAAUUAUAAUUUGGUUACAAUUGUUCGAUUGAAGGGUAAAAGUAAUGCAGGUGCGAACAUAUUAUUAAAAAAUCAAUUAUUUUGAUUACAUUUUGAUCUAUAAGUUCGGCUGUUUGAAUAAAAUUGCUAUAGGACAACAUUUACAUUUAUUCGCCUCGUCUGUGGUCAUUAUACUUUUAAAAUAAACUACAAUUUGUUUUAGUUAUGUACAAUUGUGUUUCUUAGUCAGAUCAAUUUGAUAUUUAGAUAAAACUCGAUCCGCAACUUUACGCUUAACUUAAAGGAAA